AUGGCAUCUUAAAGUGAAGAAAAAGAUCUAAUAGGAUCCAUAUUAAGUGGUAUUAUUAAUUAACUAUUCUCAGAUGAUGAAAUUUAAUUAGUACCAAUUUUGUAUAAGAGGAAGAAAAAAUUAUCACUAAAAUCAAAAGAAUUCAAUCCAGAAUAGCAUAUUAAAUAAGAUUAUAUUCACAAUUCAAAUGGGAGUAUCAUUUCUACAGGAUUAGGAUCAUAAUAGAAAUAGCGAAUAUUUUUUCAUACAUAAACAUCUAUAGAAAUGUAUUUAUUUAUAUAUAUAUAAUCCAUAUACAGACAGUCUUAAUUAUCUAAUACUUUAAAUUAAACAACAGAUUUAGAAUUCUUUGGUUCAGCUAAUAAUUAUUAAUGUAUAAAAUUUUCAAUAAUAUUUAGCAGCAUUUGAUUCAUUAGAAUAACUGUAGUUGAAAUAAAAAGUUAAAAAACAUCUCACAGUUUAACCAAUGGAAUAUUAACAUACAUAAUUUUAAUUUAACAGUGUUCAAAUUCUUGAAGGGAAAUUGUAACUUAGUUAAAAGGAUCUUGUAAAUAUAAUAAUUAAUAAUUCUAAGGAAUAAAUAUGUGGAAAUCAAUUAAUUAAUAGAAAAUUAUAAAAUGUUUUAGAUAAUAAUGAUCGCAAUUAAAAAAGACUCAUUUAUUGUUAAGUUGAAAAGGUUUGUGUAAAAGCAUCUAAAGAUAUGUUUGGUAAUUAUACAGUGUAAAAAAUAUUUGAUGUCGCAGAUUAUGAAUAAAAAUAUAAGUUGUAUUCUCUCUUGAUUUGUCACAUCUUAGAAUUAUCAAAAAAUUAAUAUGCAUGUAGAGUUGUUUAGAAGAUGAUAGAAUUCGUUAAGUAACCAUUUAUCUAUCUAUUCAAAGAGAUUCUCAUGAAUUAAUUUAAUCAUUAAUUAAAACACUAUAUCCACAUAUCAAUCAACUUUUAAAUGAUCUGAAUGGUAAUUAUGUACUGCUAUCAUGUUUUGAAAUAUUAGACAAAUCUACAUUAUUAUUCAUUAUCCCUUAAAUUGAAGAAUGUGUAAUUAAUUUCAUUAUUUAAGAUUACUAUUCUCUCAAAGUAGACCUAUGGUUGUAGAUUAAUUCAAAGAGUCUUAGAACUUUACCCUUUGGAAAUAACCUAAAGAAUUUUAGACAUAUUAAUUUCCAUAGCCUAUUAAUUAUGUUAUUAGGAAUUUGGAAAUUAUAUAAUCUAAUACCUUCUUAGAAGUGGACCAUAAAAGGAAAAAUCUUUAAUUUGCCAAAUUAUUAAAGAAAACUUCGAAUAAUUAAGUAGUAAUAAAUUUGGUAGCAAUACUGUUGAAAAGUAUCUUGAUCUUAUGGGACCAUCUUAAAUUAUUAAGAACUUAUGUACAUAAUCUAAUAAUUAGUACUUUAUUGAUUAAUCUUUAGAUUUGUAUUUUAUAACUUAUCCAUCCAUCCUUUUGGAAACUAUGUUAUGAAAAAAGUUCUAAUAAGUGCAGAUCCUUCAGUUCAUUAUCUAAUAUCGUUAUUGAAACAGCAUCCAGAUCUUAUUUAAUAAAUUAAAAACUCGGAAUUCGGAUAAAGAGUUGGUUUAAUUUUGGAUACUGUAUGA
Paramecium pentaurelia is the source of this 1590-nucleotide messenger RNA. The record is from the annotation of a GenBank genome assembly. Lineage: Eukaryota; Ciliophora; Oligohymenophorea; Peniculida; Parameciidae.